CUUCAUCCUAUAGACCACACGGCUUAAAUCCGCUCUGCUGGUACUUCUUCAGAUAUUAGGCUCGUGUCAUAGUCUUAAAUUUUGCAAAUUUUAGCCUUUCGCCUGAUUUACGGCCUUUCUACUUUCAGAAGCAACAAUACCCCUCCAACCCCGCCGGCGGCAGAAUUGAAACAGCAUGGGCCGCGAAGACCAGAUCGAAGAGCGCGAAGUGCUCGAUUCUAUUUUCCCUGAAGAAAUCACAGACCUCUCUGACACCUCAUACCGGAUAUCAAUCGCUCUGGAAGCACCCGAGAAUGAUAUCGAAGAAGCAGAGGAAGCCGUCUUGAUUCUGCAGGUCUCUUACCCAGAAGACUAUCCCGAUGUUGCCCCCGAAUUACAAUUAAGCGCGCCCCCGAACGCACCGAAACACCCCCGACUAGAUAUCUCGGAGGACCGCGAUCGGCUCCUCGAGGCUCUGCAACCUACAAUUGAAGAGAACAUGGGGAUGGCGAUGGUGUUCACUCUAGUCAGUGCCCUAAAAGAGAGCGCGGAACUUCUCAUGGCCGAGCGUGUAGAUGCUGUGCACGCUCAAAAAGAGAUGGAAGCUGCCAAGGCAGAGGAGGAGGAGAACCGGAAAUUCCAGGGCACUGUUGUAAACCGGGAGACGUUCUUGGAAUGGAGGGACAAAUUCUUAAAGGAGAUGGAGGAGGAAGAAAAACGGAAGCGCGAAGAGAAGGAGGCAGAGGACAAGAAAUCCACCAAGAAGACCCCAGGCAAAGAAGAGAAGAAGCUCACGGGCAAACAGCUAUGGGAGAGAGGUCUUGCUGGAAGAGCAGACUUUGAUGAGGAGGAAGAGGACGCUAUGCCAGCUGCUGUAGAAAAGAUGAAGAUAGCGGCUUAAAAGCUUGGUCUAUAUGGUAUUUCUAUCACGGAACUCAUUAAUCUCUUG
Messenger RNA from Aspergillus heteromorphus CBS 117.55, 928 nucleotides. Its product is annotated as RWD domain-containing protein. The transcript has 2 exons. The coding region runs from base 176 to 880 and encodes 234 amino acids. The record is from RefSeq and is a predicted model, not a curated record. Lineage: Eukaryota; Fungi; Ascomycota; Eurotiomycetes; Eurotiales; Aspergillaceae. Gene Ontology annotation, biological process: cytoplasmic translation. Gene Ontology annotation, molecular function: protein binding.